Strongylocentrotus purpuratus (purple sea urchin) is the source of this 4879-nucleotide messenger RNA. RefSeq names its product cilia- and flagella-associated protein 36 (gene cfap36). The transcript has 9 exons. The coding region runs from base 87 to 1244 and encodes 385 amino acids. The record is from RefSeq and is a predicted model, not a curated record. Gene Ontology annotation, cellular component: axoneme; ciliary base. NCBI's taxonomy places the organism in Eukaryota, Metazoa, Echinodermata, Echinoidea, Camarodonta, Strongylocentrotidae.
UAGCGUCCUUAGAAAUUGCCCAGUGACACUCCCUGGCCCGCUGAUUAUUUUUGGCUUUAAAAAGGGUUUCUUAGACUUCAACAAAGAUGGCAGAAGAAGACCGGGACUGGGUUAUUGAUGGAGUAGUUGGAUUUCUCAGCAGUCCAAUAUGGAGGGUUCCGAUUCUCUCGUUUAUCGAACAAAAAUGCAUAGUAUUCAACCCAGAAGAAGAAAACAAGAUAGCCUACACAGAGAUCUAUGAAGAGUAUGGAGGUUUGGUUGAAAUGCUACUGGAGAGUUUUCUGGAAGAUCUCAACAUGAAUGCUUCUACUUUUGUUGAAGUUUGUAAUGCUUUCAAGACCAAGCAGUCUCAAUCCACUACGACUGUGCUGGAGCAGGUGUUCGCUGCCCAGGACUUCAGUGUCUUCAAGGCCAUGAUGACACAGAAGAACAUAGAGCUGGAGCUUCAGGCCUUGUCCAUGCUCCAGCAACGCAGCGGUCAGAUCCCAAAUAUCAUGAAGCCGGGCGAGAACACACCUGUAGAACAUUCACAAGCACAGGCGGACAGCGAGGAGGAAAGGAUUCUCAAAGAAGUCAUGCAAAAAUCUCAGGAGGAGUAUGAUGAAAUGGUGAAGAUGAAGAAGAAAUCUAGUACUGUCAACAAAGCCAUGGAUAAAUCUCUUGCAUCGGGGAAAGAGGUCGAGCAGCUUAAAAUCCACAAACAAAAGGAAGAGGAAGUCAUGCAAAAGACUUUGAAGUUGGCUAUCUCUGAGGGCCCUACACCAGCACCUGCACCCAGUACAAAAUCAUCAAAACCUCUGUCUGCUAGACUACCCAAGUCACCGGCACCAUCGACCUCCAGCUCUGCAAGCUCUGCAAGUAGCAAGUCAGCCAAGCCAGUGAGCGGUGAGGAGGCAGCAGCAAGCUGGCUACUCAGUGCUAAAGCAGAAGCAGCAGAAUCAAGCAGGGCAGACUCCAGAGUUAGUAAUCUCUCAACGGCGGAUCCCAGUGAUUUAGAGAAGAGAGCCCAGUACUUGAAGCAGCAGCGUGAUAUGUUGAUAGCCAAGAAGAAGAGUGCCAGAGAAAAGAGCCUGGAUGUUUAUGAGCAGAGUCAGUCGGCCCAAGCCAGGCCCAAGUCAUCCCGUGCAGCCAGGCAGGCAACGCAAGGUGACGUCAAAAUGGAUGUGAAGGUUGACGAAAAGAAGUUAGCCAUGAGGAAAGCUCUCGCAGAAUGUCUUAAGAAUGAAGUCAUCGACAAGAAUUAAAAAACAAAACAAAACAAAUAAAUGAUAACGCGUUAUAGUUUUGUCAUAAUUAUUUCACUUUUUUCAAGAAGUGAGAGCAAAUUAGGGCAUAUCCAUCUACAUUUGUGCUAAAUGUAACGCAGCAAGUUAGGUAAAUUGAGUGGCAGCUUUAUAUCUUUAUUAAUCUGUUUUGAUUGGUUGUAUGCAAGUGGAUUAUUAGAUAAAUAAAAAAUUGUUGAUCAUUGUUUGUUAAUGCCUUCAUCUUUCACGGUUCAUAGAAUAAUAGAUUGCAUGAGAUACAGAAUCAUUUCUAUCUAUUAUUUCGUGAUUUAGAAGAAAAAAAAAAUUGUGAAUCUGGUGUGAGAUAAUAAAGAUCCCAAGCAUUAAAUUCAAACUAUGCAGAGACUACGAUAUCUGAAGAAAGCAACUGAAGCAUUGAAGGCAUUUUCAUCGACGAACAAAUGUUCAUCACUCUGUUUAACAGAUGAGUGUAGGAUUAAAAGAGGGCAUUUUUUCACUCUGUAGUGGUGGGCCUUAGUACAUGAAGGGCAAAGUCAUACAGCAUCUUCCAAAAGAACUUGAUGCAUGAAACCAAAGAAUGUGGUUUUGUCUUUGUGCGAAUGACGUUGGUUUCUUAACACAAUAAAUUCAUUGCAUCAAUGCACUGCAGAAAAGCGUUGUUGUAAAAUUACUUACCGGUAUAUGAAAUACAUAUCUCUCGAUCUCACAAUCGAGUAGAGUACCAGUGCUGCAGGUCUUUUAAAGCAAUCGAUAAUUGAUUUAUGUCAGUACAGUUAUUUCCCGUCAUUACAGUUUCUGUACUGAUACAAAUACACUUUGUUGGUGAUAAUAUAUUGGUAACGUAGUGACAGUACCAUUCAUGCCUUUUGGUUUCAAUUAAUGAAUUCUCUACACCAGAAAAUGAUUAGUUUGUGUUGAUCAAGUGCAAUAGGGAAUUUAUGAAGUAAUUUAAUGUCAUAUUUGUCUUUCUUCUAGAUUAUACAGUACAUGGUGGUGGUGAUAAUCUAAAAGGUAUAUUCCAUCAUAUUUAGGAUAGAUUAGAAUUUAGGAUGGAUUAGGAGUCAAUUAAUUCUUCAUAAAUCCAUCUUAAAUGACUCAAGUCAUUAUUUAUCAUAUGUUUAAGAAGAGUUGGAAGUGCAAAGCUUAGGUUGGAAGAGAAAUAUUACACAUAGGUUUUUUUUUGUCAUGCGAUCUCCUAAAUACAUGGGGUAUGUAUUUCAUCACCCCUCCCCCCCCCCCCUCAAAAGAGAGAGAGAGAGAGAGAGAGAGGGAGAGGGAGGGGAAACAAUUGAAUUGAAAUCAGUGGUUUUAUCUACUUUUCUAGGUCAGUAGUGUAACAAUUUCUUGCAUUCUGCAUUAAUUAGUUGAUCAAAGAUAUAUUUGCUCGUAAGAAAAUGCACUUAGUUACUUUUAGGCUUCACAGAUUUUUUUUUUCUCUUGCUAGAAAUUGCAGAUUUUUAUUUUCUCUUAACAUUCCGAAGAAACUUGAUUGAUGUAGGUGUGAGUGUAAUAGUAUGAUGUCAAUAUUAUUGUUUAAAACAAAUGAUUAAGACAGUAUUGUAGCUAAUAUUUUCCUUUAAGAACAUGCAUUCUUUGCUUAUUUGAAGAAAAAAAAAUAUCCAAAGAAUAUACGAAAUACCUUGUAUCCAGUUACAAUAUUUCAAAGCGUUGAAUUUUUAGACUUGUUUGCUUGGUUACUUGUAAGCAAAAUAAAUUGCUCAGUCCCUUUAAUAGCUCUCAUGUUCUAAAUAGACCUCAAUUAACAUGGCUCUAUAUAAAACAAAGAUAUGUGUAGCCCAUAUCCUAGCUUUACACACUUGCUUGGAGUAACAAUACAGUGCAAUUCCUGACUAAAGCUUUGUAUGGCAAACUGUAAAAUACAUUUAUGUAAUUUGUAUAUUUGGGAUGAGGUUUGUGUGUGAAAAAAACAUAGAAUACAUAUGUUGAUCAUGUAGUGAAAAAAAUUGUAAUAUAUUUCCAUUUUUCUAGUGUUAUUGAUUCUACUUGUAUUUCAGGAUGUACGUACAAUUUUACAUUAUCUGCAACAUGUAUUCAAGAUUAUAAGCCUUGUUAUAGUCCUUCAAAACUUUUCAUGUGACAUAUCAAUCAUCGUAUGAUAUAUUGUAACAUAUUCAUUCAGCAUAAUUAUGUGUGAACAUGUACAGCAAUUAUGUCAUAUCAUCUGUGUAGAGCCAGAAAGGCAGUAACUAUUUGUAAUUAUAUGAGUUAACCCCCUUCUGGCUGUAAAAUCUCUAUCCUUAUGAAGUUAACAAAGAUACAUCUUGAACUAGGGUAUUCAGGAAGUGAGUUUAUUUAUUCAACAUCUUGACGUUCCGUUUUGAGCACUUACAUUUCGUGCAUGUGUGUGUGUACUCCCUGCCGUAGCUGGCAGUAUAUACCUGCGGGAUAUUACACUGGCUCUAAAAGUUCAGGUGUUAUAUACUACCGGUAUUCAUUUCCACAGUUUAAUCACCAUUCAUUUCAAUUUCAUUUGAAAACCAGCAUACUGGUACUGAGCGAAUGCAGGUGUGUCCUUUUAAAUGAUAUUAAUGAGUACCAGCAUAUUCCUUUGGAAAUGUCAACAGUCUUAAGUGAUUUAUAUAUUUGGCGCUGUAUUCCACAGAUGUUUUGUAUCAAAUGAUAUGAAACCUUAUACAUUGUUUAUUCAAUCCAUGGAAUCUCAAGUAUCAUUCCCUUGUGAAAUACAUGCAUACACUUUAAUAUCUGACUAUAUAACCGAGUAAUAUAAUAGUACAUUGCUGGGUGCCAGGUAAAAAUAUCAGAGGAAAAAAUGGCAGAGGUCAAAAUGGCAGAGGUCAAAAUGUCAGAGGUAAAAAUGUCAGAGGUAAAAUGUCAGAGGUAAAAAUGUCAGAGGUAAAAAUGUUAGAGGUAAAAAUGUCAGAGGAAAAAAUGUCAGAGGAAAAAAUGUCAGAGGUAAUGAAGGUAGAAAUGAUGAUUGUAUUGAUAGCAAAAUUAGAGGGUUAAAAAGCACCUUUAGUUUUGAAGUGGUAACCCGAUUUAUCUAGGACUAACUACAUUGGACUUCAGGGAUUGUAUUCCUUGCAACUGAUUUGAUAUAUAACAUGCACUUUAGUAUUUAUAAUAUUUUCAAAAAUAUAUGAGCUUCUCACAUAUGUUUAAUAGAUUAGAUAAAUAACUUUUUAGGAGUGGAAAAGAGAGAAACACAUAUUUGUGUUUGGUGCCGGACAAGAUAUUGGUAUUUGGAAAGCAUGCACAUUUAUAAAGAGCAUUUAUUCAUGGUGCCUAGAUGUUUUCAGUUUGCAUAUCGACAGUUCUUUUAAUUUGAAACUGGUAACAGAAAUACUUUGUCUUAAUACCUUGAGCUGUAAAGUACUUUUAAAACAGUACAACUCCCUGGGUAUAAACAUUAUGUGCACCCUCUCCACCCUUCUGCAUUGUAUUCAUGCAUUGUUGUCAUGAAGGGCCAGUAUAGUUACCCAUCUAAUAUGAAAUUCAUUGUACUAGUAACCUGUAAUGAUAUAGAAAUUAUUAUUAUUAUUUUUUUUUUUACUGGGGGCCAUAUAAUCAUCACUAAGAUCUAGAUUUAUGAAUGACCGUGUGAGGAUGUGCUCAAUAAAUAGAUCUAUGUAGAAUAAUAAAUACAAAAACUUGAA